AUGUCCCUAGACGUCGGAAUGGACGGCGGCGACACUGUGGUGGUGCGUGGUUCAGGCGGUGAAGGGCGUCGUGAUUCGAAGGUACCAGAUAAGACACUAAUUGAAAAGCCUCAGUUGCUUCAUAGGAACCUUGCCGCCGGUAGACUUGUGGAUUUUUUGCUUGGUAGGGGUCAUCUGGAAGGUCCUGGUAGAUUGCGGAGAAGCUGA
Molecule: messenger RNA, 207 nt
Organism: Sphenostylis stenocarpa
Lineage: Eukaryota; Viridiplantae; Streptophyta; Magnoliopsida; Fabales; Fabaceae
Source: the annotation of a GenBank genome assembly